AAGAGAAGAAGAAGAGAUAUAAUUGACGUUUCUCGUUGCUCGCUAAAUUCAGCUAAGUCGUUGAUCCUUUCGCCUUUCGGCUUCUCGCCUCGUGCAUCGACAGUUUCUUUUUUUUCACUUUGUUCGAACACUGUAGAAAAGAGCGGCACGAUGACGGACAAUCAAUACUCCAAUUAUCAGCAACAAGGAUAUAAUCAGUACAGUCAACCACCACCUUCGGCUGGUCAGGAUACAUCGUAUCCACCUCCCUCUGCAGGCACAGGUGGCUACAAUCAGUAUAGUCAACCACCUCCGAGUACUGGCACCAAUUAUGGCAGUUAUGGUAGCUACGGCUCUGGUCAAGAUUACAAUCAGUCUCAAAGUCAAGGAAGUUAUGGACAGAAUUACAGCGGAGGUGGUAAUGCGGGUGGUGGAGAUAGCGGUAACAAUUACGGUGGAAAUUAUGGACAUGGAAGUAGUGGAGGAGGUGGUGGAGGAGGAUAUAAUCGUAAUUCUGGUGGUGGCUAUAGUGGAGGCCAAGGAGGUGGCGGCGGAGGCGGUAGAUAUGGCGAUCGUGGUGGUUAUGGAGAUCGCUCCGGUAGUGGUUACAACAGUGGCGGUGGCCGUGGUGGUUAUAACAAAGGAGGCUACGGUGACCGUAACAGCAGCGGUGGUGAUGGAAUGGUUACCCAAGAGGAUACUAUCUUUGUAUCCGGUAUGGAUCCUUCAAUCUCCGAGGAAGAAAUUUGUCAACAUUUCGGUGCAAUCGGUGUGAUCAAACACGACAAGCGCACGGGCAAACCGAAAGUUUGGAUGUACAAGGAUAAAAAUACAGGAAAGUCGAAGGGAGAGGCGACAGUCACUUAUGAUGAUCAGAACGCCGCGCGUUCGGCCAUUAGCUGGUUCGACGGCAAGGAAUUUAAGGGAUGCACCAUAAAAGUACAAAUGGCGCAGCAUAAAAGUAGCUGGCAGGGUAAUCGAAUGGGCGGUGGUCGUGGUGGCGGUGGUCGCGGUCGCGGAGGCGGCGGUUUUGGUGGUCGCGGUGGUGGUGAUCGCGAUGAUCAUCACCGUGGAGGUGGCGACGAUCGUCGCGAUGGCGGAGGCCGUGGAGGCGACUGGAGAUGUCCGAAUCCCGAUUGCGGCAAUACAAAUUUCGCUUGGCGAGAUCAAUGUAAUCUCUGCAAAAGCUUAAAACCGGAGGGUCUCGGUUACGGCGGUGGCGGUGGUGGUAGAGGCGGUGGUGGUGGUCGAGGUGGUGGUGAUCGCGGAAGCCGAGGAGGAUUCAGAAACGAUCGAGGCGGACGUGGAGGUGACAGGGGUGGAAGAGGUGGCGGCGGUGGUUUCCGAGGUGGAGACCGAGGAGGCCGCGGAGGCGGUCGAGGUGGUCCUAUGAGAGGAGGCGGCGGUCGAGGCGAUAGGGACAGGGAUCGUCAGCGACCAUAUUAAUUUGAUAUUCGUAUAUAGUCGUACGACUGUCACUAAACGACUUAUACACAUUUUGUACACACAGUUUCAAUGCUUGUACAUUUCGCUAAGUGAUAAUCACUUCUUCAUGUCAUAUACUUUUUACUUUCUUUUUUUUGCGUAUAAUUUUUUAUAUUCAUUGAAGAUACGAACUUAUAUGUACAAUUAUAUGUUCGUGUAUGCAAAACUAUUAUUCCUAUAUAAAAUCAAAUCCAGUAGAAAAUAAUAAGUAAGGCUUAAUGUUGCAUAAGCAUGUAACUGAUUAUUUAUCACCCGCUGUCAUUUAAAUAAAAUAUCUCAUAAAAUUAAAAGAGA
Messenger RNA from Nylanderia fulva, 1758 nucleotides. Its product is annotated as RNA-binding protein FUS. The record is from RefSeq and is a predicted model, not a curated record. Lineage: Eukaryota; Metazoa; Arthropoda; Insecta; Hymenoptera; Formicidae. Gene Ontology annotation, biological process: regulation of DNA-templated transcription. Gene Ontology annotation, molecular function: RNA binding.